Molecule: messenger RNA, 12279 nt
Organism: Cervus elaphus (red deer)
Lineage: Eukaryota; Metazoa; Chordata; Mammalia; Artiodactyla; Cervidae
Gene: RFX3
Product: regulatory factor X3
Exons: 18
Coding region: 3362-5611 (749 amino acids)
Biological process (GO): regulation of transcription by RNA polymerase II
Cellular component (GO): nucleus
Molecular function (GO): RNA polymerase II cis-regulatory region sequence-specific DNA binding; DNA-binding transcription factor activity, RNA polymerase II-specific
Source: RefSeq, a predicted model, not a curated record
GAAUUCUCCAGGCAAGGAUACUGGAGUGGGUAGCCAUUCCCUUCUCCAGGGAAUCUUCCUGAGCCCAGGGAUUGAACCCGGGUCUCCUGCAUUGCAGGCAGAUUCUUUACUAUCUGAGCCACUUAGGGAAGCCCAGUAGUACCUGACAGGGUCCUAAAUAUUAAUGAAGACAGUUUAGAACUUGGAUUCUUUCAGAGCAGAUUCUUCUAGAGUUAUGUCAUAUAUACUAGUGAUUAACCAACUAUUAAAUAAUUGCUUUAAAAUAAAUGCAUUUGCCUGCCACAGGCCCUGUGACUGGUAUACUCCUAAGUAGAAUCUGACUUUAAUGACUUUAUUGACUGCUGUGUGUCUGUGUGUGUAGUGUGUAUAUUCUAAUGUUUUGUUCUUGUUGGAAAAAAUCAAUUUUCAUUACUUGAGAAAGGUUUUCAUAUAUUAUUAAUAGGUUCUUAGUUUUAGAAUUAAGUUUUUCUAAUCCUAAAUGAGAACUGGAAAGUUUUCAAAGUUCUGAACUGUAAAAUUACGUUGAAUCUUCAAGCUAAAAAAUCGCUUUUUUUUUUUUUUUUUUUGCAUUAUAGUUGUUACUGAUGAUCACUGCAUCUUUUAAGGACUUUUCUUUUCUGUGUUGUUCCUUGACUUAAGAAGAAGUAAGAGUGAGUCAAGGGAAAUACAAUUAUUGAAUGUAAAAUUUUUCAUCUUUGUGUUUUUUCCCUUUUUUCCCUCAGCUAUAAAAUGAAUCCUCUUGUUUCUGCAAAUUUUCUUUCAGUUCUCUUUCUGCAUUCUUGUCUCUCAUAUCCUUUCUGUCCCAUUUUCCCCUUUUGCUUGGUUCUACUCUGCUUGGCUUUCCUUACAGGCUUUUUCAGCCCUGAAUCUUCUCAGCCAACCCAUCCUGCCUCAACCUUGGUUUGUUGCUCAAAUGCCGCCUUUGCACCUCUUAGCCUGCUUUGGCUCUCUUGUUAUUGAAUUCUUUGUUUUUGGAAUAAUUGUUCUGCAUUCCUCUGUUUAUUGUUUCUUGGUACUUUUAGAGAAAUAGCUAAUUUCCUUUAUUCUGCUUCCUAUGGUACAUAAUGAGAAGAAGAAAUAAAAAACAGCAGUGGAAGGACAGGUGCUGUUGGCUCUUUAAAAAAGAAUAAGGUGAUGCAGUUGACAGAUUAUUUUAAACAAUGCUCCCAGUUUGGAGCAGAUAGAAGGGCUAAAUGUUGCUGUGAAUGUAAAAAAUGAAUGUUGUUUUUAUUUUUUUAGUUUUAUUUUUAACUUUCAGGAAUUACAGGCAACAUUAGCAUAGCCAAAAUAUACCUGGGAAGUUUGGAUUAGAUGAUUAUUGUAAAAUCAUGUAUUGUUUUUAUUUCCCUGAUGGUCUUUGGUAUUUUAUAGUAGGCCAGCAUCUACUUUUGUCUUUAAAUACUUUAUGAAAGAAUGCCUAUCAUACAUAACUAAAUAAACCUCAAUACAGUUUCUUCUUUUAAAGAAGGUGGAAGUCCCCGCCCACGUUUCAACUUCUGUUUCACAUAAUUUGUUUAGCAGUAUUUUAUUGAUAGACUACUGUUUUUUCUCUUUUGUUUGCAUUUGUAUUGAAGUAGUACUAGUUGUAAUUAAUUUAUGUCAAUAACUUGUUGAGUGUUAAUCUUUAAAGUUAUAGAAUAUGUAUCUGAUAGGAUAGAAUAGAUUUUGGAAUUAAUAUAAAAUUAUUACCAAAAGGGGUGACAAGAAAAACAAAAAUCUGGUUUUAUAAUAAAAUGAAACUUAGAAUUUCUUUAGUUUUUCAGUGAUUUUGUGUGUGUGUGUGUGUGUGUGUGUGUGGUGGGGGACUGCUUUUAGUUCAUGACUUCAUGACUUCUGGGUUCCUAGGUUUAAUUUACUUUUCUGCUAUUGGAUUCUACCUAAUGCCAUUUUUUAAAAUCAAAGUUGAAGAUGCUUAAUACUGCCUUUUUUUUUUCCUUGAAACUUUCUCAGUUCAUCUGUAUCCAUUAUAACCUUUUAGGAGACUAUGUGGAAAUAAAAACUUGGAAAUGCUAGGUGGUAUAAUUGAAAUGUAGAUCAUAAUCUGUUCUUUAUUUGUUUUACCAAAUUAGUUAGGGAUUCUAAGGAUUCAUUUUGAAUAUUUGUGUAUGUUUAGCAUUUUGUUCCUUUGUUAGAAAUCUCUCAGUGUGACUUAUUUUUAAUAGGAUGUGUCUUGAAUUGUGGUCCAAUCACUCUUGAAAAGUAUUAAGCUCUUUAAACACACUGGUCAGACCCAUAGAGGGAAGCCUACAGGUUUAUUAGCACUCCUUAGCCUGAAAGCACAGCAUACCCUUCUAGGUUGCACAGCAACAGACUCCUAGCAACCGUAAUAGAUUGAAUUUCUAAGAGUGACCAGGCCGGAUGUAAUAAUAAAGCAAGAGGUACAAACAGUUGUCAUGGUUUUCUUUUCACAGUAGGCUAGUUUGAUUUUGGGGAAGCUUAGCCUUUAAAAAAUGGGUAAACUUCUUAUAAAACUACUACUAUUUGUACAUAGUACUUCUGGUAUUAAAAUAGCAAUAAUAAUACCAAAUUUAAAGAGCUACUGAUUUAAAAAAUGUAUGCUCAAAAUAAAAAAGUAAAAGGAAUAUUAUGUAAAGGAGUUUCUAGGGAGGUGUUUUUUAAAAAGACUUAUAAAACCAAACUGUAGCAAGACAGUUAUAUUGAAUGCUUGUUAAAAAAUAAAAAUCGCAAUAUUUGUGCUCUCUUUUGGGGAUCCUCUGUUUUAAUUUUUCAGCAACUCUUUGUAAUAUUAUGUAUGCAAUUUAAAUGAUGAGCAUAUAAAGCUGAUGCUUAUGAUAAACUUUAAAAUUAUCAAAGAAACCACACUAUUUGAACUACAUAUAAACAGUGUUUUUUGUAAUUAUGAACCAACAACCAAUGGAGCAGAGAAUCUAUUGAAGAAAAAAGAAUAAAGUAGUAAAAUGUACCAUAUUCCACAGUGAGAGUAAAAGUGUCUGUGAUAUUCCUAAAGGUGUGAUACUGUGCUACAACUUUGUUAACAUUUCUCCUGGGUGUUUUUUAGUCUAUAUUUGCUUACCUAGCCAUGAAAAAGAGAUUAAUUCAGAUACAUUCACAACCUGAAACAGGAUGCCUCCAUCAAAAAAAGUCGAUCCUCAUAUAGCUGCUGAAGUUGGAGUGGAACCCUAUAGCCUUUGACAGCAAUAAGCUGUAAAUAUACAUACAUACUAAUACCCUGAUUUGUUCAUCUUUUGUGUCAGCAUUUGGAAGAGAUUGUUAAAGUGACAGUUUUAGUACAUACUGGCAAUUACAGUAAAGAGCAGAAAUUAGGCCACUUGGUCAUUCUGGCAUUUUAUGGUAGAGAAUACAUUGAGUUUGGCUCAUGGAAAGAAUAUGAGAGACCAUCAUGCAGACAUCAGAGACCGGGUCGGAUACAGGUUCGACAGUGACUUUGCAGACAUCUGUGGCUAGUCAAGCAGCAGUGCCUACACAGGUGGUACAGCAAGUACCAGUCCAACAGCAGGUGCAGCAGGUGCAGACCGUCCAGCAGGUGCAGCAUGUCUAUCCAGCUCAGGUGCAGUACGUGGAAGGAAGCGACACUGUCUAUACCAACGGAGCAAUCCGAACAACAACUUAUCCUUACACAGAAACACAGAUGUACAGCCAAAACACUGGAGGGAAUUACUUUGAUACUCAAGGGAGCUCCGCACAGGUGACUACCGUGGUCUCGUCCCACAGUAUGGUGGGCACCGGUGGGAUUCAGAUGGGCGUCACAGGAGGACAACUCAUCAGCAGCUCUGGAGGAACCUAUCUGAUCGGCAACUCAAUGGAGAAUUCUGGACACUCGGUGACACAUACCACUCGGGCUUCCCCAGCGACAAUUGAAAUGGCGAUUGAGACGCUGCAAAAGUCUGACGGUCUGUCCACUCACAGAAGCUCUCUUCUCAACAGCCAUCUCCAGUGGCUGUUGGACAAUUACGAGACAGCAGAAGGAGUGAGCCUUCCCAGAAGCACUCUGUACAACCACUACCUACGACACUGUCAGGAACACAAACUGGAUCCAGUCAAUGCUGCUUCUUUUGGAAAACUAAUAAGGUCAAUUUUUAUGGGGCUACGAACCAGGAGAUUGGGAACUAGAGGAAACUCCAAGUACCAUUACUAUGGGAUUCGUGUCAAGCCUGAUUCCCCUCUUAAUCGCCUCCAAGAAGACAUGCAGUAUAUGGCUAUGAGACAACAACCCAUGCAACAGAAACAAAGGUACAAGCCUAUGCAGAAAGUGGAUGGGGUUGCAGAUGGUUUCACAGGAAGUGGUCAACAGACAGGCACAUCUGUUGAGCAAACUGUAAUUGCCCAAAGUCAACAUCAUCAACAGUUUUUAGAUGCAUCUCGCGCACUUCCAGAGUUUGGAGAAGUUGAAAUCUCUUCUCUGCCAGAUGGUACUACCUUUGAGGAUAUCAAGUCACUGCAGAGUCUUUAUCGAGAGCACUGUGAGGCAAUAUUGGAUGUUGUUGUGAAUCUUCAGUUUAGCCUGAUAGAAAAAUUGUGGCAAACAUUCUGGCGCUAUUCUCCCUCAACUCCAGCUGACGGCACUACCAUUACUGAGUCAAGCAAUCUGAGUGAAAUAGAAAGUCGACUUCCGAAAGCAAAGCUGAUAACUCUGUGCAAACAUGAGUCUAUCCUGAAAUGGAUGUGUAACUGUGACCAUGGGAUGUACCAGGCUUUGGUGGAGAUUCUCAUCCCCGACGUCCUUAGACCUAUUCCUAGUGCCUUGACCCAAGCCAUUCGAAAUUUUGCAAAAAGCCUUGAAGGUUGGCUUUCCAAUGCCAUGAACAAUAUUCCACAAAGAAUGAUACAAACCAAGGUUGCAGCUGUAAGUGCCUUUGCCCAGACUCUGCGAAGAUACACGUCGCUCAAUCACCUGGCCCAGGCAGCUCGUGCAGUGCUGCAGAACACGUCACAGAUCAACCAGAUGCUCAAUGACCUCAACCGUGUCGACUUUGCCAAUGUCCAGGAGCAGGCUUCCUGGGUGUGCCAGUGUGAUGACAACAUGGUUCAGAGACUAGAAACAGACUUCAAGAUGACUCUCCAACAGCAGAGCACCCUGGAGCAGUGGGCAGCUUGGCUUGACAAUGUGAUGAUGCAAGCACUGAAACCCUAUGAAGGAAGACCCAGUUUUCCUAAAGCUGCCAGGCAAUUUCUGCUAAAAUGGUCUUUCUACAGCUCAAUGGUUAUUCGGGACUUAACUCUACGCAGUGCUGCUAGCUUUGGCUCCUUCCACCUGAUCCGUCUACUCUACGACGAGUACAUGUUCUACUUAGUAGAACAUCGUGUUGCUCAGGCAACAGGAGAGACACCCAUAGCGGUCAUGGGUGAGUUUGGUGAUUUAAAUGCUGUGUCUCCUGGAAAUCUGGAUAAAGAUGAAGGCAGUGAAGUGGAAAGUGAAAUGGAUGAGGAAUUAGAUGACUCUUCAGAACCUCAAGCCAAAAGAGAGAAAACGGAGCUGAACCAGGCGUUUCCGGUGGGUUGCAUGCAGCCCGUUCUCGAGAGUGGCGUGCAGCCAAGCCUCCUGAAUCCAAUUCACAGCGAGCACAUCGUCACGAGCACUCAGACUAUCAGACAGUGCAGCGCUACAGGAAAUACCUACACUGCAGUCUAAAGGAUAUUAAAGUGUAUUUUUCCAGCUAACAUUAACCCUGUUGAUAUUGGGCUUAAGUUGAAAUUUUAACAAGCCUGAAGGUCGACUGUUGUCAAAUACUAUCUGUGCUGAACAUUAUCUUUUCGGAGUUGUGAAAUGGAAUGGGUGUAUGUAUUUUGCCAGGUCUUUUUUUUUAACAUAAAAUUACUUGCCUCUUAAUAAUGAGUUUUUUCCCCUUAGUUUUGGGUGUCAAGAAGGAUUUUUACAACACUUAAUGUCAGUGUUUUUGUUUUCUUAUAAUUAAAAAGUAAUUUACAUUUUUGUAGCUUAAAAUAUUUUAUUGUUGAUUGUUAGUCUUGGUGUAUGAUUUCAUGUGUAAGUUUUUAAUUAGAUGCACUUCUGUGAAAUAUCAAAAGAAAUUAUUUUCUUUGAUUUACACUGGAGGCAUGCACAUUUGGCAGCAGAUGCAUCAAAUUUGCUUUUGAAAGGUGCUUUUCAUUGGACAGAACCACAAGACACUAUUUUGAUAACAUUUUGGAGUACGGAGAGAGAAUACAAAGCAUUUUUAUUAUAGUGCUAGAGGGUUGGGAAGGUCAUCUAUUUUUCUCUAAAGAAAAAUUGAGCUGUGCAUUUAUCAGUUCAGAGUAAAUGACAGAAUUGCAAGAGAUUAUGCUAAUAAGUACAUAAUUUGUGUACAUAAUUAUUAAACCAUGUUAAUGCAAGCUUCCGUUAAACAUUGAAUUUUAACUGUUAUUUGCAUACCAAUUCCUCUGUUUAAAGACUACUGAUUCUGUAUUUGGGACCACUGCACAGAUGCAUUCUGCUGUUGAGUGGGGCUGUUAUAGUUAGAUACUGAAGCUGAAAAAAAUGACUUGACUUCUUUUUUUUUUUUUUUAAGUGUACACGCUACUUAUGCUGAGCUGGACAUACAGGAAACCAUUCCAUUUGGAUGACUUUCUUUUAUUCCAGGUCUUUUUCCUAAUAGUAGUUCAAUAUGCUGCUAUUGUAAAAGAAAAUUUAUAGAAUGCAAGGAAUGUAGCAACCUGCAUAUCGUUAUUUCCUUCAAAAAUAUUUCCUGGUUUCUAAAGUACGUGGAUUUAAAUUUUAAACAGAACCUGAAGGCAGUGUAACUGGCACACCACACUGCUGCUUAUCUCCAAUUCUGUAGGAUUUGGAUAGGUGGCUGGGUGGACCAGUGCCAUUGAAGAAUGUACAUCAGGGAUCAUCGUACCUCGGCUAUUACAUGGUGCCUUAAAACAGAACUGAAGCUAAGGUUUAGUAAGGCUUAUUUUGUUCAUGUGAAUUCCUUUUCAAUCCAUUUGACAAGGUGUGCCUGUCGUUUUCAGAUUGCCGAAGUGAGGACAGGUAACAUGUUCUUCAAAGGAAAUUUAGGGAAAGCUAAGCAAAACAGACAAAAAUCACUUCCCCUCUUUGAGUGACCAUGAAUUUAUUUUUGUUCCUUGAGCUGAAGAUUACUUGAUUACAAAUCACAUUGCUUAAAGAUUAAGGAUCAGAUUGCUGUUGUGGAAUAGCAGGCUAGUUUUAAUUACCAACUUUGUUACAUAAAAUCAUAUAUGUUUUAGACCAUUCUUAUCUAGUUAUAAUUUAAGAGAAUUAACAAAAUAAGCAGGUACUUAUUGAAGUGCAUCUUUUCAGUCUAAAUGUUUCUCUGUGUGUCUCGGUGUCUGUGUGCCCAUGUGCACAGGGGUGUCCGUGGGCGGGAGCCAGCUACAAAGUCAGAAGGUGAGAUCCCAGAGAGGAUACACCCAUCCCUAUUUUAAUUUAUGUGAAGAGCGAGGUUCUUUUAAGCACUCAAAUUAUUAACAAAAAGAACAGGCACAUCCAUUUAUUUAAAUAGUUCUAAAAAAGCUAAUUAGCAAAAAUAAAUAGUAUACAAAUACACAGAGCCAAAAAAAAGGGAAAGCACAAAAUGAUUUACAGAUUAUUAAUGAGGCCUAUGUUAAACUCAAGAGGUUUAUCUUCUCAGUUUUAUUAGGGUGGGGGUGGGGGGUGGGAAGGAGAGGGUGAGCCAAUCUAAUCUGUUAAAUUGAAAAUACCAAAUGGCUUAUUGGGUAGCACUAGUACAUUUCAGCUACUGCUACCUGAUUGCCUUAGACUACUCAAAUAACUAAGAUCAAUAAAGCUUCUUAAGUUUAAAUGAUUUAGAUAUAAUUUUUUAAUUGAUUCAAAUUUUGUAUCAUACAACUCACAUAUUUGAAAGUCUUCACUAGCAUCCUAGCAUCACCUUCUUUAAAUAUCAUUUAAAUGACCAUUCCCCUUUUUCCUCCCCAAAAGGCAAUGAAUUUGCACUAUCACACACACACAAAGGCAAACAAAACACCUUAAAGCUGCAAAGACGUGUAUCUACUUCAUUGUGCAUUAGAAAAGGUUUACAGGUAAAAUUAAAAUCUAAAAAGGAAAAAAUCAUUCUUCAUUAUGACCCUCCUUUCUGAAUUUUUUCACUUUCCCAUUCAUCACCCCCAGAACUAUAUUAUAUCUAUAUUGGACCAAAUGUAUUUACUGGUUUCAUCUUGUUUAUUGAAUGAUUUUAAAUAUUUAUUAUCAUUGUUUAAUGUUGGAUAUAUUUGUAUCAUGAGAGGAAUCUGAUAAAUAAUGGGCAAAUUUAGACUGAUGAAAUUUAGGGAUUGGGUACCCUCUAGGAUUCAACAUUUCUUCCAGUUGUUCAUGGUUGGUUCUAAAUUAGGACAGAUUAGAGAAAUCAAAUAUUAUUACAUUUCAAUGAAUAUUACAGUAUUCUAAUGUCUUUUUAUGAACACAGGGACAUUGAUUCUUUGUGACGAGGGUAGGCAGUUCUGACCAAUAGAUAAAAUGACAUCUGUGGUCUCUGCUAUUUCCAGUUAUCUGUAAUCCACAGAAGGACACACAGAGCUUAAAACAAUUUUGACUUUGAAUUGUGAAAUAUAUUAGAAAAUAAAAGCAUAAUUUACACAGUUGAGCAAAUUGGAGCAAAUGUUGAAUUUUUUUUUCAUUUUUUUAUUCACAAAAACGAUUACCUUUUCUAAAAUUAUGACAGUAACACUCUCAGAGUAGAUUUACUGAUAAGUGAAAGUACACAUUUUAAGGACCUCUUAAUAUUUCUUGACAUUGUAAUUAAAUACUAGUCAUGAAAGUAUCUAUGUAGACCCAGUGCUAGACUUUUGGUGAGGAAAAAUGUGAGGAGGACAUGUUGGCUAUUUUUAAGUUUCUAAAAAGAUAUUUGCAUGUAAUAGUAUUGAGUAUCAUGGGUAUAGUUUGACCUUCACAUACACUUUGAGAAUCAUACCCAAAAGAUUUGCAUUCACAAAGCCAGUGAACAAUGGGAUGAAAUGGCUGAAACGUCUCCUUGGAACACAGGACCCAAUUUAAAAUUUUUUCUCUGGAUAUCAAAUGGCUGGUCACUUUUUCAGGAUUCUCAUCCAAACUACGUUUGGACUGACUCUAUAAGUCUUACUGCCUUUUCAGAAAUCUGCUUUCCUUUUUGUGCGUUUUCUUGUACUGUAUAGCACGGUUCAUGCACCUCUCUUUAGAUGGUGUACUUUAAAAACAAAAGUAAAUUUUAGAAAAUGAUUUUUAACACUGCAUACCUAAAAUUAGUAGUGUGCAUCAUUGACUGCCUUUGAUUUGUAGUAGACAUGUAAAAAUGAACAUGUUCUUGUAGAAUGCUGUCAAAGUCAUUCAGGACUGAAUAUGGUUUCAUUACCAUAAUCAUGAACCUUUUUACGUGAACGCACUCUCUAGAAGUGCAAAUCACGAUGCAUUUUCAAAUUGAAAAAUUCUUCAGAUGUAUUUGAAAUGUCUAAAAUAAUGCUGUGCUUGAAACAUUAGUGUAAAAAAAGUGUAGGUCACUGUGAUGUUGGUCCUCCUUGUGUGGACACAAGUAGAAAGUAAAAAACUUUGGCAAGUCACCUUUGUGUACAAUUUGAGGCAGUGGUUAUAUUACAAUAAAUUGACCUUUGUUAUAACCUCCCCUCCUCCAAAUUCCUGGUGAGAAAAAUAAUAGUCAUCAAAAAAUUAAAGUUACAAUUUAUGAUUUGUAUGAAUCACAGCAGAACAUGGGGGAGAGGGGUUGACAUGCAGUGCUACUGAAAAUUAGGCUUGUCACUAGAUCAGAUCAACCUCCAUGUGUGUGCUUAGAACAAAUCAAUUAAUGGAAUCCUAGUAUUUCUGCAAGUUUGGUGAUUUUUAAAAACUGGAAUAGAAGCAUUAAUUCAGUGCUUAGUUCUAGUAUUAGAAAACCCCUUUAAUGUAAUGCCUUGUAUUAACCCUUUGAGCAUUGUAAGAUAUACAAUGGGGGACAAAAGCCUUUCAGAUCAUUUAUUUAGACUUAGACCGGUAAAAUAUACUCUAUAUCCAAAUGUCUAAUUAUGCUGUUUUUUUAAAGGGGGGGUAGGAAGAUAAAGUGUUUCCAUGCUGAACACUUGCAUUUUAUAUACAACUCUUAAUUUUCUUCAAGAGGGCUUGAUAUAUUUAUUCCCAAAUAUUCACUGCCAUCUAAGGAAGUGUACUGUUUACAGAAAAAAAAAAAAAUCAACUUUUCUAGCAUCACAUCAUGACUCUAGAAAAGGAGGACAAAUACAUGGGCCUGUAGACCUAUGUCAUUACUGAUCUCUGCACAUUGAAAGUACCUAGAUUGCCUUUAAAAGGUAUGAUAAAGAAAGGGUUACAUUUUUUUUCCCCAAACAGAACAAAAGAUCUCGUUUAUUUAGCUUUAGAAAGUACAGUUGUAAGAGAAGCCUUAGAAACGAGUGGAUAAAGAAAAGCUGAACUAUGGGGGCAGGUAAGCUAUUUGGAGUUAGAUCUCUCAUAAAAUAUUGUUUGGGAAUUUCAUGUAGGGCAUAAUUUUAUCUAUGCUCCAAAACUUUAAUACUUUGUCAAAAGAAUUAUAUAUAGAUAGAAUGGCACUUGAUUUUAAGCUCAUCUGUCAGGAGAUGCUAUGACUACUGCUUCUGGUAUCUGUAAAUGCCAGUGUGCUCACACAGUUGCUGACUUUGCUCCGGGGCCUCUCUGCGCGCACUGGGCCCCUCUGUCCCUGCCCAAGGGGACUUGAGAGCCGUCUCAUCUGCAGGUGUGCUUGCGCUGCGCUAGCCAGGCGCUCGUAAAGAGUGUAACCUAUUCUGAUGUCUGGUGAAAGGACAUCCAUAGCAUAGUGCAAGUUUGCCGUAAACGUUGCUUUUUUUAGGCAGUUUAGGAAGUCAAACCAUGCAAAUGACUCAUGUGUUAACAUGCAAUACUCAAAGGGUUUUAAUUUAACUCUCUUCCUUUGAAUUCUUCAUGAUGAUUUACUGUAAAUGCUUCUAAGUUUGCAUGCCUUGAUCAUUGCUGCUAGUGAUUUUAUGUGCCAGUAGACCUGAGUUUAGUUUACCAAUUUUACUUAAAUAGUAAAAGCCACUUACAAAGUGACUGCCUAGGAUUUCUUUUUUUUUUUUCUUUUGGUUUGAAGUAAUUGGUAAUAUGUCCUAUUUUCAAAGAUGUAUUUUGUCUCGUAUUUGGUUCUGAUAUUUGAUCCUUUCCCCUCCCCGCCACUUCUUUCCUUUGUUUUUUUUAAAUGAAUUAUGAUGUUGGGAUUGGAAGCCCUGAGUAAUGAAAUCUUUGGUAAGGAUUGUUUUUAUGUAGCUCAGUAAUGAGGACAAGUCUUUAUUAGAGGGAUUAUGAUUCUGGGGAGGAAAAGAAAAAGUGAAAACUCCCAUUGACUGUUGAUAACCAAGUAAAUUUUUCCUUCAAUGAAUUAAUACUUUUGAACAAAUAAUUGCCUUGUUUUAACCUGUUAAACACAAUUUUAAAUGACCCAGUAACGGAGGUAUUGAAUUUUAUUCAUUUAAAAAGCAUCUUUUGUACCAAAGCAAAUUUUUUCUCAUCUCCAUCAUCAAUUGGGACCUAUGGUGGUGACCAAUGCGUUGGUUACAGAAACUAUAAGUGAGUGCCUUGAGAAAACUUGGAAAUUUGUGCCUGGGGUGGUAAACUUUUAAUUAGGUUAAUUGUAGUGCUUACCAAUCAGUAAUUCUACUAUCACUCAGGGCUUUCGUACCUUCUAGGUAAAACUUAUUUCAUUGUGUUUUUUUAAAAUAUUGUAUUUUUUUUUAAGUGCCAUCAUUUAAAUUUCACUUAGUAAGUGGCAGAUUACAUUAUUCAGUCCCACAAGCACAGAAACAUAGUAACACUAGGAGAUAUUUGAACAUUUAUUUUACAAUCGACUGAAUAUAUUAUGUAAAUGAGGUAAGCAACUUUUGUAGAGAUUGUAUGUGUGAGAUAAUGUAAUGUUCUUUUCCAGUUUUGGACUACAGUUGAAUAAACUUUUUAAUUAUUUAAAAACAUCUUUACCGAAUAACAUGUGAUGGUUUUUUGUAUAAUGUAUUUGAUUUUGUAAAUACGUAUUUCCUGAUGUGAUUUUUGUGAGAAAUGCUAAAUCUUUUAGUAUAUCAUGUCCUCUCAAAAUUGGCAGGAGCUAAAUAAUAGUUUGUGGGCGAUUUGUAUUGUGUACUGUACAAUAACUGGGGAACUUUUAUAAUUAUAAAAAUAUAUAUUAACUUUUAGUGUGUUGUUUAAAACAAAUGACUGGAACAUACUAAAGAUAUUAGUAGGAUUUUUCUGAAUAUUUCAGACUUGAACUCAGGCUAGCUUCCUUGUGUUUUUCAAAACAAAAUGGUGUCUUGUCUUUUAAAAUCAAUAAAUUUGUUUCCUUGUUACAAAUA